CCCGCGCCCCCCCGCGCCCCCCCCCCAGCCCCGGCCGGACAAGUUCCCGGACAGCCUGGAGCCACCAGGGGGCGCGCCGGCGCCCACCAACGAGGCGCUGCUGUUCCACGAGAAGUGCGGGGCGCUCAUCAAACUCAGCAACGGGCACAAAACGGCCGAGCGGCGGCGGCCGCUGGACGAGUUCAACAACGGCGUGGUGCUGACCAACCGCCCGCUGCGCGACGGGGAGAUGUUCGAGAUCCGCAUCGACAAACUGGUGGACAAAUGGUCGGGGUCCAUCGAGAUCGGGGUCACGGCGCACAACCCCAACAGCCUGGAGUACCCGGCCACCAUGACCAACCUGCGCUCAGGGACCAUCAUGAUGAGCGGCUGCGGGAUCCUGACCAACGGCAAAGGGACGCGCCGGGAGUACUGCGAGUUCAGCCUGGACGAGCUGCAGGAGGGGGAUCACAUCGGCCUGACCCGAAAGGCCAACAACGCCCUGCACUUCUACAUCAACGGCGUGGACCAAGGCGUGGCCACCACCCUCACGCCGCAGGUGGUGUACGGCGUGGUGGACCUGUACGGGAUGGCCGUCAAGGUGACCAUCGUGCACGACCACAACCACAGCGACCGCCUGCGCCGCAACAACGCCAUCCUGCGCGCGCUGUCCCCCGAGGGGACGCCGGGGACGCCGCGCCGCCCGCCCGCCGCCGCGCCCCAGCCGCCCGCGCCGCGCCUGCUCUUCCACCCCAACUGCGGCCAGAAGGCGGCCGUGGUCAACGAGGGCCGGACGGCGCUGCGGCCGCAUGCCACGGACGAUUUCAACCACGGCGUGGUGCUGAGCGCGCGGCCCCUCGGGGACAACGAGCUGUUCCAGGUGCGGCUGGACAAGAUGGUGGACAAGUGGGCGGGGUCCAUCGAGAUCGGCGUCACCACCCACAACCCGGCCUACCUGCAGCUGCCGUCCACCAUGACCAACCUGCGCUCAGGCACGUGGAUGAUGACUGGCAAUGGCGUCAUGCACAACGGCACCACCGUGCUGGACGAGUACGGCCACAACCUCGACCGCCUCAAGGCGGGGGACACGGUGGGCGUGGUGCGCAGGGACGACGGCACCCUGCACUUCUUCGUCAACGGAGCCCCCCAGGGCCCCGCCGCCUGGAACGUGCCCCCAAACGUCUACGCCGUGGUGGAUCUGUACGGACAGGCGGCACAGGCCACCAUCGUGGAGGAGGGAGAGGCGCCGGCGCUGUGCGGGGACGGCUCCGAGGGUGACAGCGGCGGCGGCAGCCCCGAGAGCGCCGCGUCGCCGAGCGACCUGCGCUUCCACCGCCUGCACGGCGCCAACGCCGUCAUCACCAACGGCGGCCGCACCGCGCUGCGCCAGAACUGCCGCUCCGAGUUCAACGACGCCAUCGUCAUCUCCAACCGGGCUCUGAGGGACGGGGAGCUGUUCGAGAUCGUCAUCCAGAAGAUGGUGGAUCGAUGGUCGGGGUCCAUCGAGGCCGGUGUCACCGCCAUCCGCCCCGAGGACCUGGAGUUCCCCAACACCAUGACGGACAUCGACUACGACACCUGGAUGCUCAGCGGCACGGCCAUCAUGCAGGACGGGAACACCAUGCGCAACAACUACGGCUGCGACCUGGACGCGCUGGGGACGGGCGCCAGGAUCGGCAUGAUGCGCACCGGGGCCGGCGACCUGCGCUACUUCAUCGACGGCGCCGACCAGGGCGUGGCCUGCUCGGGGCUGCCGCCGGAGGUGUACGCCGUGGUGGAUCUCUAUGGUCAGUGUGUCCAGGUGUCGCUGACCGGCGCCUCCGGCCCGGCCGACAACAGCCUGAGCCCGGGCACCGCCCCCGAGAAAGCCCCGCCCCCCUCGCCAGCGCCGGGGCCGUGCCAGCGCUUCCACGGCCGCUGCGGUCAGAACGUGGCGCUGGGCGCCGAGGGCCUGGGCGCGGCGCGCGUGGCCGGGUACUGCCACGGCCUGGUGUUCAGCCGCUCCCACCUGCGCCCCGGGGAGCUCUUCGAGGUGCGCAUCGAGGCUCUGGACGAGCGCUGGGCGGGCUCUCUGCGGGUGGGGCUGACGGCGCUGCCCCCCGGCCAGGGCCCCCCCGGCCCCCCGGCGCUGCCCCCCACGCUGCUGGACCUGCCCGCGCCGCCCACCUGGGCCGUGGCCGGCGCCGAGGUGCGGCACAACGGCGCCAGGCUGCGGCACAACUACGGCGUCAGCCUGGACCGACUGGCG
This is a messenger RNA of Hirundo rustica (Barn swallow), 2227 nucleotides long. It is a transcript of the gene NEURL4, whose product is annotated as neuralized E3 ubiquitin protein ligase 4. Lineage: Eukaryota; Metazoa; Chordata; Aves; Passeriformes; Hirundinidae. The record is from RefSeq and is a predicted model, not a curated record. Gene Ontology annotation, molecular function: ubiquitin protein ligase activity.